Molecule: messenger RNA, 519 nt
Organism: Plasmodium inui San Antonio 1
Lineage: Eukaryota; Apicomplexa; Aconoidasida; Haemosporida; Plasmodiidae
Product: cytochrome c oxidase subunit 2
Exons: 1
Coding region: 1-519 (172 amino acids)
Biological process (GO): ATP synthesis coupled electron transport
Cellular component (GO): membrane
Molecular function (GO): copper ion binding; cytochrome-c oxidase activity
Source: RefSeq, a predicted model, not a curated record
AUGGACACGUUGAGGCGAGCGCUGGGGCUUCGGCGCCCAGUGGCCCACAGCGAAAACAGCAUGUUGAUGAAGGAUCUAAACGAGCAAGAUACCCCCCAAGUGACGAAUGUAAAGGCAGAGGAUUACCCCAUCCCGCAGAAAUAUCUUGAAGACCCAGAAAAAAUACCGAAGUAUUACGUCUUCCAGUCCAACAUGGUCACAGAUGAAGAUCUGCAGCCUGGGAUGUUACGGCAGUUAGAAGUUGACAGAAGAUUAACGCUCCCCACGAGGACCCAUAUUUCCUUUCUGGUGACGGCCACGGACGUUAUCCAUUCGUGGGCCAUCCCGAGCCUCGGCAUUAAGGCGGAUGCCAUUCCAGGUCGCCUACACAAAGUGACGACAUUUAUAUUGAGGGAGGGUGUCUACUACGGCCAAUGCUCCGAAAUGUGCGGCACUCUCCACGGGUUUAUGCCCAUCGUCGUAGAGGCAGUGUCGCCUGAGGCCUACGCCGCGCACGCGAAGAAGUACUACAGGGAUUAG